Molecule: messenger RNA, 16172 nt
Organism: Diatraea saccharalis (sugarcane borer)
Lineage: Eukaryota; Metazoa; Arthropoda; Insecta; Lepidoptera; Crambidae
Source: the annotation of a GenBank genome assembly
AUUCUCGUCCGGCGCUCGCGCAGCCCGGAUCGAUUUGAAAACCGAACUAGUAUUUUUCGAAUAUAUUCAUUUUUGAAAUUCGAAAAUCAACGACUGGAUAGGCCACUGACUGUUUAAAUUGGAUUAAGUCGACUGCGCGAAACGCGAGUGCUUGUGAAAAUGUGUGAACAGUGUGUACAACGCUAGAAUUGGAUGUUUGUGCGUUUUCGACGCAUGUGUUAUGCAUUUCAAGAGGAAUGUUUCCUCGUUAAUAAUUUCUGUUAGUUGAGGCAACUAACCGGAUACCAAGAUGGCGGAAGCGGAGGGGGGAGCGAGCGAACAAGAUGAUGUUUCAUUCUUGCGUACGGAAGACAUGGUAUGUCUUUCGUGCACAGCUACUGGUGAGAGGGUGUGCUUGGCUGCUGAAGGUUUCGGCAACAGGCACUGCUUCCUUGAGAAUAUAGCAGAUAAAAACAUACCACCGGACCUCUCGCAGUGCGUCUUUGUUAUUGAACAGGCUCUGUCGGUGCGAGCGCUACAGGAGCUCGUUACUGCCGCUGGAUCUGAAACGGGUAAAGGCACUGGCUCUGGACACAGAACGUUACUUUACGGCAAUGCUAUUUUAUUGAGGCACUUAAACAGUGAUAUGUAUCUCGCAUGUCUGUCUACGUCGUCGUCCCAAGAUAAGCUGGCUUUUGAUGUAGGUCUGCAGGAACAUUCGCAAGGGGAAGCUUGUUGGUGGACUCUACAUCCAGCCAGUAAACAGAGAUCUGAAGGUGAAAAGGUCCGAGUAGGAGACGACUUGAUUUUAGUAUCAGUUGCUACAGAAAGAUACUUGCACACGACGAAAGAGAACGAGGUGUCUAUAGUAAAUGCGUCAUUCCACGUGACUCACUGGUCGGUGCAACCGUAUGGUACUGGUAUAUCACGUAUGAAGUAUGUUGGAUACGUGUUUGGAGGUGACGUGCUGAGGUUCUUCCACGGCGGUGAUGAGUGCCUUACUAUACCGAGUACUUGGGCACGCGAGGGUGGACAAAAUAUCGUGGUAUACGAAGGUGGUUCGGUGAUGUCUCAGGCUCGAUCCCUGUGGCGGCUAGAGUUAGCGCGAACUAAGUGGGCGGGCGGAUUCAUCAACUGGUAUCACCCAAUGCGUAUCCGACAUAUUACCACCGGACGAUACCUGGGAGUCAAUGACCAGAACGAGCUCUAUUUAGUCAGCAGGGAGGAAGCCACGACGGCAUCUUGUGCGUUCUGUUUACGCCAGGAGAAAGAUGAUCAGAAAGUUGUAUUGGAGGACAAAGAUUUGGAGGUUAUAGGCGCUCCUAUCAUCAAAUACGGUGACUCAACGGUCAUCGUUCAACACUCUGAGACAGGCCUGUGGUUGUCUUACAAGUCAUAUGAAACGAAGAAGAAGGGCGUGGGCAAAGUGGAAGAGAAACAAGCUAUUUUACACGAAGAAGGAAAGAUGGACGACGGCCUUGACUUCUCUCGCUCACAAGAAGAGGAGUCUCGCACCGCUAGGGUCAUCAGGAAAUGCUCCUCGCUCUUCACUAAGUUCAUAAAUGGUUUGGAAACGCUGCAAGAAAACAGACGUCACUCCAUGUUCUUCGCGUCGGUGAAUCUCAACGAAAUGGUUAUGUGCUUGGAAGAUCUAAUAAAUUACUUUGCACAACCUGACGAGGAUAUGGAACAUGAGGAAAAACAGAACAAGUUCCGCGCCCUCCGAAACCGCCAAGACUUGUUCCAAGAGGAAGGUAUCCUGAAUUUAAUUCUAGAAGCCAUAGACAAGAUCAAUGUCAUCACCUCCCAGGGUUUCCUCGCCGGUUUCCUGGCGGGGGAUGAGUCGGGACAGAGUUGGGACAUGAUAUCUGGUUACCUGUAUCAGUUGCUUGCGGCGAUCAUUAAAGGCAACCACACGAAUUGCGCCCAGUUCGCUAAUUCGAAUCGUCUGAACUGGCUGUUCUCACGUCUUGGCUCGCAAGCGUCCGGCGAGGGUACUGGAAUGUUGGAUGUGCUUCAUUGCGUGCUUAUAGACUCGCCUGAAGCUCUCAACAUGAUGAGAGACGAACACAUAAAAGUAAUCAUUUCCCUUCUGGAGAAGCACGGGCGAGAUCCUAAAGUUCUGGACGUGUUAUGUUCCUUGUGCGUCGGUAACGGAGUUGCAGUGAGAUCAUCUCAGAACAAUAUAUGCGACUACUUAUUGCCGGGCAAGAAUUUGCUGCUACAAACCCAACUAGUGGACCACGUUUCGAGCGUUCGCCCGAAUAUCUUCGUGGGGAGAGUAGAGGGGUCAGCGGUGUACCAGAAGUGGUAUUUUGAGGUAACGAUGGACCACAUCGAGAAGACCACGCAUAUGAUGCCACAUCUCCGCAUAGGAUGGGCUAACACUUCGGGAUACGUUCCGUACCCUGGCGGAGGUGAGAAGUGGGGUGGUAAUGGCGUCGGUGAUGACUUAUACUCGUUUGGCUUUGAUGGCGCGUUCUUGUGGGCGGGAGGUAGGAAAACUGCCGUAAAUAGGACGCAUGCUGAAGAACCUUACAUCAGAAAAGGUGACGUCAUCGGUUGCGCACUCGACUUGACAGUGCCAAUUAUCAACUUUAUGUUCAACGGAGUAAGGGUCACGGGAUCCUUCACCAAUUUCAACUUGGAGGGCAUGUUCUUUCCUGUUAUCAGCUGCUCCAGUAAACUGAGUUGUCGCUUCCUCCUCGGCGGAGAGCAUGGACGUUUACGAUACGCGGCUCCAGAAGGAUACUCUCCUUUAGUAGAGUCCCUUCUGCCUCAGCAGAUCCUGAACCUGGAGCCUUGUUUUUACUUCGGUAAUCUCUCCAAGAGAGCCUUAGCUGGUCCUCCAUUAGUACAAGACGAUACAGCAUUCGUGCCCACACCAGUUGACACUUUGCAGAUCACACUGCCAUCAUACGUGGAACAAAUCAGGGAUAAAUUGGCUGAGAACAUCCACGAAAUGUGGGCGAUGAAUAAGAUUGAAGCCGGAUGGAUGUAUGGCGAUCAGCGUGAAGAUCUACAUAAGAUCCACCCGUGUUUGGUUCCGUUUGAACGAUUGCCUGCCGCCGAGAAGAGAUACGACAUACAACUCGCCGUACAAACUCUCAAGACCAUCUUAGCUCUGGGCUACUAUAUCAGUUUGGACAAGCCACCAGCGCGCAUUCGUAACGUACGCCUGCCCAACGAGCCGUUCAUGCAAUCGAACGGAUACAAGCCAGCACCGUUAGACCUGAGUGCUGUCACCCUAACACCGAAGAUGGAUGAGCUGGUGGACCAGCUCGCGGAGAACACUCACAAUCUUUGGGCAAGGGAACGCAUUCAGCAAGGAUGGACUUAUGGUCUUAACGAGGACCCGGAAAUGCAUCGGUCUCCACACUUGGUGCCGUAUCCGAAAGUGGAUGAUGCCAUAAAGAAAGCGAAUAGAGAUACAGCAUCUGAAACCGUACGGACUUUAUUGGUGUACGGAUACAAUUUGGAUCCGCCAACCGGGGAACAACAUGAAGCGCUAUUGGCCGAAGCAUCAAAGCAGAAGCAAGCCGACUUCAGAACGUACAGAGCAGAGAAAAACUACGCAGUCAGUUCGGGGAAAUGGUACUUCGAAUUCGAGAUCCUCACUACUGGUCCAAUGAGAGUUGGCUGGGCUCAUGCAGAUAUGGCACCAGGAAUGAUGCUCGGCCAAGAUGAGAAUUCGUGGGCUUUCGAUGGAUAUAAUGAGGAAAAAGUGUACAGCGGUAGCACAGAGUCAUUCGGCAAGCAGUGGGCGGUCGGAGAUGUUGUUGGAGUCUUCCUAGACUUGAUAGAUAAGACGAUAAGUUUCUCUCUGAAUGGCGAGCUAUUAAUGGAUGCACUUGGUGGAGAAACGACGUUCGCUGAUGUGCAAGGGGAUAAUUUUGUACCUGCCUGUACUCUUGGUGUGGGGCAAAAAGCUAGAUUAACAUACGGUCAAGAUGUGAACACUCUGAAAUACUUCACAACGUGUGGUCUUCAAGAAGGAUAUGAACCGUUUUGUGUAAAUAUGAAGAGAGAUGUGACUCACUGGUAUACUAAGGAUCAACCCAUUUUCGAGAAUACCGAUGAAAUGCUAGAUACUAGGAUAGACGUCACCAGGAUACCAGCAGGCUCAGAUACACCACCGUGUAUGAAAAUAUCACAUAACACAUUCGAGACCAUGGAGAAAGCCAACUGGGAGUUCCUUCGUCUUUCACUACCUGUAAUAUGUCAUGCUGAAUUCAUUGGCGAACAAGAAAAGGCUAGACGAUGGGUAGAAAUUAAAGAAAGACAACAGAUGCUUAUGAAAGAAGCGACUGAAGCACAAAUGCCGGCCCACAUAGAUCAAAUAAUGAGAAGUGGAUUCACCAUGAACGAUAUUAAAGGUCUCCACUACGAAGAUAACCAAGAUGAUGUAAGCAAGAUGAAGAGACAACCAUCGCGACCACCGAGAAAGCCAUCUCUUACAAGAGGUGUAACCUUACAGAAUUACGGACAAGGUCAAGUAAAUGGAAUGCACCGUUCAACCAGUGAGGCAGAGAUGGCAAAGUACGAAUUGGGAGUACAGAGCAUUGCCGAUGAGAAGAAGGACAAAAGAGGAAGAUCUCCAUUUAAAUUCUUCAAAAGCAAACGCGGCGAGAGCGGGGACCGUAGCAAGUCGAGGAAAUCCAAAACCCCUGACCCCUUCAGUGAUACCGAGGUCUCACCAGACCGAGGACCUUUACCGCGAAGACCCAACCCACAGAUAAGAGUCUCACAGGCGAAUCAGAGUUAUAACAGCAUGCUACCCAGAACUAGCAAACCAAAUUUGUACGGAAGCCAAGCGGGCUUGAACACGAACCAGCAGAUGGCGACACCGACUCAAGACCGUAAACAGAUGACGACUAGCACUCUAGCCGCGGCCACUACAGAGACUGUUGGUAAUGAAAUAUUCGACGCUGAAUGUCUGAAACUGAUCAACGAAUACUUCUAUGGAGUCAGGAUAUUUCCCGGUCAAGAUCCAACUCAUGUGUACAUCGGAUGGGUGACGACGCAAUACCAUUUGCAUUCAAAAGACUUCAAUCAGAACAAGGUGAUGAAGUCAUCUGUCAUCAUCACCGAUGACUACGACAGAGUCGUAGAGAGCGUGAACAGACAGUCGUGCUAUAUGGUGCGAGCAGACGAGCUAUACAACGAAGUUAUGGCGGAAGCUGCAGGAGCUAAAGGAGCUUCUCAAGGCAUGUUCAUAGGAUGCUCCGUUGAUACAUCUACUGGAACAGUUGCCUUCACCUGUGAAGGGAAAGAAACCACCAUCAGAUUCAAAAUGGAACCGGAAACAAAACUAUUCCCAGCUAUAUUUGUAGAAGCGACGUCAAGGGAAAUACUUCAGAUCGAGCUGGGAAGGUCUUCUACCAGUCUUCCUUUGAGUGCAGCAGUAUUGCCCACCAGCGAUAAACACGUUAUACCACAAUUCCCUCCGAGACUAAAAGUGCAGUGUUUGAAGCCACAUCAAUGGGCAAGAGUUCCAAAUCAAUCAUUGCAAGUACACGCACUGAAACUGUCAGAUAUUAGAGGUUGGUCAAUGCUCUGCGAAGAUGCAAUAUCGAUGCUGGCUCUCCAUAUACCAGAGGAAGAUCGAUGCAUAGACAUUUUGGAAUUAAUAGAAAUGGACAAAUUACUCAGUUUCCAUUCACACACGUUAACCCUAUACGCUGCGUUAUGCUAUCAGAGUAACUACAGGGCCGCUCAUGCACUUUGUCAGCACGUGGACCAAAAGCAACUGUUGUAUGCUAUACAAUCACAAUAUAUGUCCGGGCCACUAAGACAAGGAUUCUACGAUUUACUCAUCGCACUGCAUUUGGAAUCACACGCAACUACAAUGGAGGUGUGCAAGAACGAGUUUGUGAUUCCACUGGGUCCCGAAUUGAAGAGUCUGUACGAUGAACCUGAUAUGGGACACAGUCUACGUUCAUUGCAGACAGAGAGUGUACGGCCUCAGAUGAAGAUGACUGAUAUUGCUGAAAGCAUCACGGACAUAAGCAACCUGUACUCGCCAUACUUCCCUCUGGAGGUGGUAAGAGAGUUCGUGAUGCAAGCACUAGCUGAAGCAGUGGACACAAACCAGGUGCACAACAGAGAUCCUGUGGGUGGCAGCAACGAGAAUCUGUUUCUACCUCUAAUCAAACUGGUGGAUCGACUUCUAUUAGUUGGAAUGAUGCGAGACGAGGACGUGGAGAAACUACUCAUCAUGAUCAACCCAGAAACGUGGGACCCCACAUUCGACAAAGAGGGCAAAGAUGAACAUCGCAAAGGUCUAUUGCACAUGAAGAUGGCGGAGGGCGCUAAACUACAGAUGUGUUACUUACUGCAACAUCUCAACGAUAUACAGCUGCGACAUCGUGUUGAAUCUAUCAUAGCAUUUGCUCACGACUUUGUGGGCGACUUGCAGUCCGAUCAGCUCAGACGUUACACUGAAAUCAAACAAUCAGAUUUGCCGAGUGCGGUGGCCGCGAAGAAGACCAGAGAAUUCCGUUGUCCACCCAGGGAACAGAUGAAUGCUAUUCUCAGUUUCAAACAUUUGGAGGAUGAGGAUAAAGAGAAUUGUCCGUGCGGCGAAGAUCUGAUCGCGCGAAUGAAUGACUUCCACGAGUCACUCAUGGUGCACGUGUCACUCAACGCGUUGCAGGAACCGGACGGCACGGAACAAAAUGAACCAGAACAAAAGCCGGGAGCGUUUGGCAAACUUUACAACAUCAUCAAUACGGUCAAGGAAUUAGAGGAAGAGCCUAAGGCCAUAGAAGAACCGCCAAAGAAAAGUCCAGAAGAGAAAUUCCGUAAAGUAUUAAUUCAAACCAUCGUCAAUUGGGCAGAAGAAUCGCAGAUCGAAACACCGAAACUAGUCCGAGAAAUGUUCAGUUUGCUAGUCCGCCAGUACGAUGCGGUGGGUGAAUUGAUACGAGCUUUGGAGAAGACUUACGUGAUCAAUGCGAAGACCAAACUGGACGUGGCGGAAAUGUGGGUGGGGCUCAGUCAGAUAAGAGCGUUACUGCCUGUGCAGAUGAGCCAGGAAGAAGAGGAGCUCAUGAGGAAAAGACUCUGGAAACUUGUGAACAAUCAUACGUUCUUCCAGCAUCCUGACUUGAUACGAGUGUUGCGCGUGCACGAGAACGUGAUGGCGGUGAUGAUGAACACGCUUGGUCGACGUGCGCAAGCGCAGAGUGAUGCUGCCACGCCCGCCCCUCCCACCAACGAAGACAAAGAGAAGGACACGUCUCACGAAAUGGUGGUCGCCUGUUGCCGGUUCCUCUGCUACUUCUGUCGUACCGGCCGUCAGAACCAGAAGGCUAUGUUCGAUCAUUUCGACUUCCUGCUCGAGAACUCCAACAUUUUGUUGUCCAGACCUUCACUCAGAGGCUCCACGCCCUUAGACGUAGCUUACUCCAGUCUCAUGGAAAACACAGAACUAGCAUUAGCUUUGAGAGAGCAUUAUUUAGAGAAGAUAGCGGUAUACCUGUCACGUUGUGGACUGCAGAGCAACUCUGAGCUGGUGGAGAAGGGUUACCCAGAUCUCGGCUGGGACCCAGUGGAAGGGGAGAGAUACCUGGACUUCUUGCGGUUCUGUGUUUGGGUGAAUGGCGAGAGCGUGGAGGAAAACGCCAACCUGGUGAUCCGGCUAUUGAUCCGAAGGCCGGAAUGUCUCGGACCCGCGUUACGAGGAGAGGGCGAAGGCCUAUUGAAGGCCAUCGUAGACGCUAACAAGAUGAGCGAGAGGAUCGCGGAUCGGAGGAAACUGAGGGAGAUGGAGCAGGAAGGAGACAUCAAUUUCAGCCACCCGUUGCCAGAGAGUGACGAAGAUGAAGACUACAUAGAUACUGGAGCAGCUAUACUCAACUUCUACUGUACUCUUGUAGAUCUGCUUGGCAGAUGCGCGCCUGAAGCUAGCGUCAUAGCACUGGGCAAAAAUGAAUCUUUAAGAGCACGAGCCAUUUUACGUUCCUUAGUACCUUUAGAGGAUCUUCAAGGAGUGCUGAGUCUUCGUUUCACUCUAAACAAUCCUGCUGCUGGAGAGGAAAGACCGAAAUCAGACAUGCCAUCUGGCCUCAUACCGGGUCACAAGCAGAGUGUGGGUUUGUUCCUCGAACGAGUGUAUGGCAUAGAGACACAGGAGCUGUUCUAUAGACUGCUAGAAGAAGCCUUCUUACCGGAUUUGAGAGCGGCAACCAUGUUGGAUAGGAAUGAUGGAUGCGAGUCAGAUAUGGCGCUUUCUAUGAAUCGAUACAUCGGCAACUCUAUUCUUCCUCUACUCAUCAAACACGCGAAUUUCUACAAUGAAGCGGAAAACUACGCCAGCUUAUUGGACGCCACGCUGCAUACUGUAUACAGGUUGUCGAAGAAUCGUAUGUUGACUAAAGGUCAACGUGAAGCUGUAUCAGAUUUCCUAGUGGCGUUAACAUCGGCAAUGCAACCCUCCAUGUUGCUCAAACUGCUUAGGAAGCUUACAGUGGAUGUUUCCAGGCUGUCAGAGUACACCACCGUCGCUUUGAGGCUUCUAACGUUACAUUACGAGAGAUGCGCAAAAUAUUACGGCAGUACCGGCGGGCAGGGAAUAUAUGGCGCCUCGUCUGACGAGGAGAAGCGUCUCACCAUGAUGCUGUUCUCCAACAUCUUCGACUCACUCAGCAAGAUGGACUAUGAGCCUGAACUGUUCGGGAAGGCGUUGCCUUGUCUUAUAGCUAUCGGUUGUGCUCUACCACCUGACUAUUCUCUAUCGAAGAACUACGAUGAUGAAUUCUACGCUAAAGAAUCACAAUCCAGUGGUGGUCCAGAUAAUCCGCAAUAUGAUCCGCAACCGAUAAAUACAUCGUCCGUUGCUCUCAACAAUGACCUCAACACUAUAGUUCAGAAGUUCUCUGAACACUACCACGAUGCUUGGGCUUCAAGAAAAAUCGAAAACGGUUGGGUCUACGGAGAGUCAUGGUCUGACAGCCAGAAGUCACAUCCUAGACUGAAACCUUACAACAUGCUGAAUGACUAUGAAAAGGAACGUUACAAAGAACCGGUUAGGGAAUCUUUGAAGGCUCUACUUGCUAUUGGUUGGUCAGUUGAGCAUUCAGAAGUGGAUAUUCCCAGCACUAAUCGUAGUUCUAUGCGGCGACAGUCCAAGUCAGGAGGCACGGACUCAGCCACGCCAUUCAACUAUAAUCCACAUCCAGUUGAUAUGACUAACUUGACUUUAUCGAGAGAGAUGCAAAAUAUGGCGGAAAGAUUAGCUGAGAAUGCCCACGACAUCUGGGCGAAGAAGAAGAAGGAAGAAUUGGUUAUAAAUGGGGGAGGUAUACAUCCACAACUGGUACCAUACGACCUUCUUACCGACAAAGAGAAGAAAAAGGACAGGGAACGCUCUCAGGAAUUCCUUAAAUACCUCCAAUACCAAGGAUACAAAUUGCACAGACCGAGUAAAGCGUCACAAGUUGAUACAGAACAAACCACUACCGGUGUAGCAAUAGAGCUCAGAUUCGCUUACUCGCUACUGGAGAAACUUAUUCAAUACAUCGAUAGGGCGACCAUAAAUAUGAAACUGUUGAAGCCGUCUACCACUUUCAGCCGGAGAACCAGUUUCAAGACUAGUACCAGAGACAUCAAGUUCUUUUCUAAGGUGGUGUUACCUCUGAUGGAGAAGUACUUCUCAACUCAUCGUAAUUACUUCAUAGCUGUAGCUACGGCCACAAAUAACAUAGGUGCGGCCAGUUUGAAAGAAAAAGAAAUGGUGGCAGCACUGUUUUGCAAGCUCGCCAGUUUACUGAGAUCACGAUUGGCAGCCUUCGGUCCCGACGUGAGGAUCACCGUCCGAUGUCUCCAAGUGUUAGUGAAGGGUAUCGACGCCAAGUCCCUAGUGAAGAACUGCCCCGAAUUCAUCCGAACAUCCAUGCUGACCUUCUUCAAUAAUGUCGCUGACGAUUUAGGGCAUACUAUAUUAAAUUUGCAAGAGGGUAAAUAUGCACAUUUGAGAGGCACCCACCUGAAGACGUCUACGUCCCUCGGUUAUAUCAACGGCGUGCUAUUGCCCAUACUUACUGCUAUGUUCGAUCAUCUAGCCAACUGCGAGUACGGAGCCGAUUUACUAUUGGACGAAAUUCAGGUGGCAUCAUACAAGAUGUUGGGUUCCUUAUAUACUCUGGGCACAGACACUACUCUUACACAUGAUAGAAAAUACCUCAAGACUGAAAUUGAAAGGAAUAAGCCUGCGUUGGGUUCUUGUCUCGGGGCGUUCAGUUCGACGUUCCCCGUGGCGUUCCUGGAGCCGCAUUUGAAUAAACACAACCAAUUUUCACUUCUGAACCGUAUCGCUGAUCAUUCGUUAGAAGCUCAAGAUAUAAUGGCUAAAAUGGAGCAAUCGAUGCCAACUCUAGAGACUAUACUGAGUGAAGUAGAUCAGUUUGUGGAAUCAGACAAAACUUAUAAUGAAGCUCCAUAUAUAAUAGAUGUUAUCUUACCGCUAUUGUGCUCCUACCUUCCCUUCUGGUGGGCACAAGGACCUGACAAUGUGACGCCUACAGCUGGUAAUCACGUGACAAUGGUCACCGCGGAACACAUGAAUCAACUCCUCAAGAACGUCCUGAAGUUGAUCAAAAAGAAUAUCGGUAACGAGAGUGCACCAUGGAUGACACGUAUCGCUACUUAUACUCAGCAGAUAAUAAUCAAUAGUUCAGAAGAAUUGCUGAGAGAUUCCUUCUUGCCUUUAGCAGAAAGAGUCAGGAAGAGAACGGAUAAUAUGUUUCAUAAGGAAGAGAGCUUGAGAGGAUUUAUCAAGUCUUCAACGGACGAUACAUCGCAAGUGGAAUCUCAAAUACAAGAAGACUGGCAACUUUUAGUAAGAGACAUAUACUCUUUCUAUCCGCUCCUCAUCAAAUACGUGGACCUGCAGAGGAAUCACUGGUUAAGAAAUAACAUCACAGAGGCCGAAGAGCUCUAUAAUCAUGUGGCGGAAAUAUUCAACAUCUGGUCCAAGAGUCAGUACUUCCUUAAAGAAGAACAGAACUUCAUUUCAGCCAACGAAAUAGACAACAUGGUGUUAAUAAUGCCGACGGCUACACGUCGUGUCACUACUGUAGUGGACGGAGCUCCGCAAGGAGGUGGCAAGAAAAAGAAAAAACACCGUGACAAGAAACGCGAUAAAGAUAAGGAAGUGCAAGCGUCCCUGAUGGUGGCCUGUCUGAAGAGGCUGCUUCCUGUGGGACUCAAUUUGUUCGCCGGCAGGGAACAAGAAUUGGUGCAACACUGUAAAGACCGUUUCCUUAAGAAAAUGUCCGAGCAAGACGUGGCGGAAUUCGCUAAAACUCAACUGACACUUCCGGACAAGAUAGAUCCAGGAGACGAGAUGUCCUGGCAACACUACCUCUACAGCAAGCUGGGCUCUAAAUCCAAGACUAACAUUACCAUAGAGACUGCUGAGAACAAAGCAAAGAUUAUAGACGACACCGUAGAGAGGAUAGUGGCUAUGAGCAAAGUGUUAUUCGGAUUACAUAUGAUCGAUCAUCCCCAACAAAUGUUUAAGAACGUUUACCGAUCGGUGGUAUCGAUACAAAGGAAGCGAGCGGUCAUAGCGUGCUUCAGACAAACCUCGCUCCACUCUUUGCCAAGGCAUCGUGCGUGCAAUAUAUUUGCGAGAACUUACUACGAACUUUGGUUGGAAGAAGAGAACGUCGGUCAAGAAGUCAUGAUAGAAGAUCUUACUCAAUCAUUCGAAGAUGCGGAGUUGAAGAAGAGUGACGUAGUGGAAGAGGAAGGGAAGCCAGAUCCGCUGACACAGCUGGUCACCACAUUCUGCCGCGGCGCCAUGACCGAACGAUCGGGUGCACUGCAGGAGGAUCUCUUAUACAUGUCAUACGCUAAUAUAAUCGCCAAGUCUUGUGGAGAAGAAGAGGAAGAAGGUGGCGGCGAAGAAGAAGAGGGUGGUGGUGAAGCAGAGGGUGAGGAAGAAGGAAGAGCUAGUAUCCAUGAACAAGAAAUGGAGAAACAAAAGUUAUUGUUCCACCAAGCUCGUCUCGCCGACAGAGGUGUGGCAGAAAUGGUACUGUUACACAUAUCUGCAUCGAAGGGGGUUCCCAGUGAGAUGGUGAUGAAGACCCUCGAGUUGGGUAUAUCGAUCCUGAGAGGGGGUAAUAUUGAUAUACAAAUGGGUAUGCUCAAUCACCUGAAGGAUAAGAAGGACGUGGGAUUCUUUACAUCUAUCGCCGGCCUCAUGAAUUCCUGCUCGGUACUCGAUCUGGACGCAUUCGAGAGAAACACCAAGGCUGAAGGUUUGGGCGUAGGAUUGGAGGGUGCUGCGGGCGAGAAGAAUAUGCAUGACGCCGAAUUCACCUGUGCUCUAUUCAGAUUCAUACAGCUGACUUGUGAAGGACACAACUUGGAAUGGCAGAACUAUCUCCGUACUCAAGCUGGUAAUACUACAACAGUGAAUGUGGUCAUUUGUACCGUGGACUAUCUGCUACGACUACAGGAAUCAAUCAUGGACUUCUAUUGGCAUUACUCGAGCAAGGAGUUAAUAGACCCGGCGGGCAAAGCCAACUUCUUCAAAGCCAUCGGCGUGGCGUCACAGGUUUUCAACACCCUCACUGAAGUAAUUCAAGGUCCCUGCACACAGAAUCAACAAGCUCUGGCACAUUCCAGGUUAUGGGACGCGGUGGGCGGUUUCCUGUUCUUAUUCUCCCAUAUGCAGGACAAAUUGUCCAAGCAUUCCUCACAAGUGGACUUGCUUAAGGAACUCCUCAAUCUGCAGAAGGAUAUGAUCACCAUGAUGCUCUCUAUGCUUGAAGGAAACGUUGUCAAUGGUACCAUCGGUAAACAGAUGGUGGACACACUAGUAGAAUCUGCGUCUAACGUAGAGUUGAUCCUCAAGUAUUUCGACAUGUUCCUGAAGCUGAAGGACCUCACAUCCAGCGCCAGUUUCCAGGAGAUAGACGCCAAUAACGACGGAUGGGUACUACCCAAAGAUUUCAAAGAGAAGAUGGAACAACAGAAGAGUUAUACACCAGAGGAGAUAGAGUUCCUGUUGGCUUGUUGCGAGACGAAUCACGACGGCAAACUGGACUACAUCGGGUUCUGUGAUCGAUUCCACGAGCCCGCGAAAGAGAUAGGCUUCAAUCUCGCCGUCCUGCUCACUAACCUAUCCGAACAUAUGCCGAAUGAACCCAGGUUGGCUCGUUUCUUGGAGACUGCAGGAUCAGUCCUGAACUAUUUUGAGCCAUUUUUGGGUCGUAUCGAGAUCAUGGGCGGCUCUAAGCGUAUUGAGAGGGUGUACUUCGAGAUCAAGGAGUCCAACAUUGAGCAAUGGGAGAAACCACAGAUUAAGGAAUCGAAACGCGCGUUCUUCUACAGCAUCGUGACAGAAGGCGGUGAUAAAGAGAAAUUGGAAGCGUUCGUGAACUUCUGCGAGGAUGCGAUAUUCGAAAUGACUCAUGCAUCCAGUCUAAUGGCGGCGUCAGAAGAAUCCGCUGGCGGACCAAAGAAUAGAGAAGCUAGCUAUAUGUACAUGGGAGAUGAUGAUGACGACAGAGCCGGCAAAGAUCCCUUCCGUCGAGGUUUGCAGUCUGUGAAAGAUGGCAUCUCAACAGCAUUCUCAUCUUUAUCGCCGUCUAAUAUAAAACAAAAGAUCGCUGACAUGCAACAAAUGCCCCCGGCCGAAUUGGCCGUUGGAUUCUUCAAGAUGUUCUUCUAUCUGUUCUACUAUUUAGGAUAUGGUGUUCUUGUUGUCAUCAGGUAUAUUUUCGGCGUACUGCUCGGUCUGAUGAGAGGUCCGCAAACCGAGGAACUGCCGCCGGAGCCGACUGAGGAGGAGAAAAUCGGUCAGUUGAGGCACAGGUUGAUCGCGAAUCAAAGUCCAUCAAGACACUUGCCCGCGUUACCACCAACGGAUGAUACUGGACAAAUGCAAGUGCAAGCUUUCGGUCUAGAUAUCACCAAAGAAGACAACGGCCAGAUACAAGUGAAACCUCACGAGUCUCCGAGCACGUCCACUCCAUCAUCAGGCGAGGAAGCUGACGUUUCCCUGGAAGAGGGAACAGAUCAUUCUGAAGACCAACGACCGCCCUCACUUAUAGAUCUACUAGGCGGUGAACAAGCCAAGAAACAAGCACAAGAACGCAUGGAAGCUCAAGCGGCACAACAAGCUGCCAUGUCCGCCAUCGAAGCUGAGAGUAAGAAGGCGGUCCAAGUCCCCGCUCCGUCUGCGUUGUCGCAAGUAGAUCUGUCUCAGUACACGAAGCGCGCUGUCUCUUUCUUAGCGAGGAACUUCUACAACCUCAAGUACGUCGCUUUGGUCCUGGCCUUCUGUAUAAACUUCGUCCUGCUGUUUUAUAAGGUGUCGUCAUUGGACGGUGAUGACGGUGACGGAUCAGGUGUUGGCGACAUCAUAGGUGCAUCUGGAUCCGGCUCUGGCUCCGGUAGUGGGGAUGGUGGCAGCGGUGAAUCGGGCGAAGACGAGGAGAGUUUGGAAGUGGUGCACAUAGAUGAGGACUUCUUCUACAUGGAGCAUGUGAUCAAAGUAGCGGCCAUGUUGCAUUCUAUCGUGUCUCUGGCUAUACUAAUCGGAUACUAUCAUCUUAAGGUGCCUCUGGCUAUCUUUAAACGCGAGAAAGAGAUUGCGCGCAAGUUGGAGUUCGAUGGCCUGUAUAUUGCUGAACAACCUGAAGACGAUGAUCUGAAGAGCCAUUGGGAUAAGCUCGUCAUAUCCGCCAAAUCGUUCCCGGUGAAUUACUGGGAUAAGUUUGUAAAGAAGAAAGUGCGUGCUAAAUAUUCGGAGACUUACGAUUUCGAUUCAAUAUCUAACAUGUUGGGUAUGGAGAAGACUUCCUUUUCUGCGCAGGAGGAAGAGGGAAGCAAAGGAUUGCUGCAAUUCAUUAUGACCAUAGAUUGGCGUUACCAAGUGUGGAAAGCGGGCGUUACUAUAACGGAUAACUCUUUCCUCUACUCUCUAUGGUACUUCUCGUUCUCUGUGAUGGGCAACUUCAACAAUUUCUUCUUCGCCGCCCAUUUGUUGGACGUCGCGGUCGGAUUCAAAACACUGAGAACCAUUUUGCAAUCUGUCACACAUAACGGGAAGCAGCUGGUGUUGACCGUCAUGUUGCUGACUAUCAUAGUGUACAUAUACACGGUGAUAGCGUUCAACUUCUUCCGCAAGUUCUACGUACAGGAGGAGGACGACGAAGUCAACAGGAACUGCCACGAUAUGCUCACGUGCUUCGUAUUCAACUUAUACAAGGGAGUACGCGCGGGCGGUGGUAUAGGUGAUGAGUUGGAACCACCAGAUGGUGACGAUUCAGAAGUCUACCGCAUCAUAUUCGACAUAUCAUUCUUCUUCUUCAUCAUCGUUAUCCUGCUCGCCAUCUUGCAGGGUUUGAUCAUCGACGCGUUCGGUGAACUCCGUGAUCAGCUGGAGUCCGUGAAGGAGGACAUGGAGUCGAACUGCUUCAUAUGCGGAAUAAAUAAAGACUACUUUGAUAAGGUUCCACACGGGUUCGAUACUCAUGUUGCGCGGGAGCAUAAUUUAGCAAAUUACAUGUUCUUCCUUAUGCAUCUCAUCAACAAGCCAGACACAGAGUAUACAGGUCAAGAAACUUACGUUUGGAACAUGUACACGCAACGAUGCUGGGACUUCUUCCCUGUGGGAGACUGCUUUAGAAAACAAUAUGAAGACGUCAUGGGGGAAUAAUGUGAUCAAUAUGUCUAUGAGAUUUAAUAUCAAUCCAUAUUAAUCGAUAUUUUCAAUAAUUCAUUAGUUCUAAAAUGGCACGAUUUAUAUUUUUACAGAAUUGUUGUAGUUAGUGCAUUAUUAAAAGGCGCCCCUUUUUUAUUAUUGCAAUAAAUUUCAAUAUUUAUCGAUUGAUUUAUCUAUAUUAUUACAUCACUAGCAAAACUAUAGGAAUAUAUUACAGAGCCUAAUUUUGAAUGCCUUAUUUUAUGAAUCUUUAUGAUGAUUAAAAUACUUGUUUAUAUUCAAAAAUAAAUUGUAAUAAUAAAUAUUAAAUCUCAUAGCGAUAAUAUUUUCAAAUAAAUUCGCUUGAAUUCUACAAAAUUCUGCUCAAAAUAACACCAAAUAAUUAUGACUUUAAAAAGUUUAGAAUAAUAAUGUAAGUUCAAAUGGUUUGUACAAAAUGAAUGUUUUUGCGAUGUAAAGAAUACAAUUAUAUAUCUAUAUCUGUAAUUCCGCUUCCGUCAUUUGAAUA